AUGAACCAAAGUCCAAUCCGUGGUAAAUCUUCCAACACCGGUGGAGGAAGGCGAAAGAAUCAUCCCUUCGUCAUUGCUUCGUUGUUUGACGUUUUUGAAAAUGUUGGCCCUGAAGUCACCGGAAUGUACGGGCUGCGUCAUUCGCAUACAACUAUAGUGACCCGUGAUGAGAAUGGCGAAUCCGUUGAAUGGGUAGUCAAAUGCGUCGCAUACGGUGGUACUGACAUCAUUCUCGACGUCGAUGGAGUUUAUUUUCUCAAAGGACGUCUCUUAGCUCUGAAUCAGAAAAACACCCAAAAAUUCUAUUACAAGCCAGAUUGUCAACUUUUAGCCAAUACAUCUGAAAACCUCCCAUGCAACCUGGCAAAUGGAGUAAGCGUUACCGGAUUAGGUAUUAUCUCCUCACGUACUGUCGAUCCCGUUGAACCAGGCAAAGAAAACGUUUUUUUAAUCGUUAGACACUCAGAUUACAAUCCAGAGAUUCAAGGUCAAUCUGAGUUCAACGUUGAAUAUCGAGCCAUGUGGUCAAAGUUGAUGGAGAAACUUCAACCACUCCUCACCGAAGGGCGCGAAGUCAUGCUCACUGGUCAUAUCGUCGGCAGGAAUGAAGAGGCUCAUAGGUGGAUUGUUCAAGUGACGGGUGUGAGUGUUACAAGCGGAUCUGAAAACAUUGCUCCUUCUAUUGUUGCCGAAGGCGCCGGGACUUGUACUACUCCUAGAGGUCGGAAGAGAGCUAAAAUGGUUUUCACGGAUGCCACCGAAGUUACGCCGGCACCGUCAACUUCAACUCUCCCUCCUACGGCCCCCGUUGAAGAUGACGUCUCAGGUCAAUCUAAAGGUAAAGCCCCUUUGAAGCCGAAUUCAGGUCGCCCUUUAGCUAGGCGUAUCAAAGGGGCUACACCUGAUGCCGAUGCCUAA
This is a messenger RNA of Melampsora larici-populina 98AG31, 918 nucleotides long. RefSeq lists its product as uncharacterized. The coding region runs from base 1 to 918 and encodes 305 amino acids. The record is from RefSeq and is a predicted model, not a curated record. The transcript is spliced from 5 exons. Lineage: Eukaryota; Fungi; Basidiomycota; Pucciniomycetes; Pucciniales; Melampsoraceae.